AUGCUGUGCUUUCUGUUUCUGCUCCUGGGGCUCAUGGGGCUUCAGACAGACGAUAAUUCAGAAAGGCUACGUGUGCAAAUUACAGUUCCAGAGAAAAUACGGUCAACGUCAAGUGGAAGAGUUGAAACAUACGUGUCCUACAAAAUUGUAAUUGAAGGGAAAACAUACACUGUGAACCUAAUGCAAAAAGCUUUCUUACCACAUAAUUUUAGGGUUUAUGGUUAUAAUGGCACAGGAAGUAAGAAACCUCUUGAACAACAGUUUCAGAACUUAUGCUACUACCAAGGGUAUAUUGAAGGUUAUCCAAAUUCUAUGGUGAUCGUUAGCACAUGUACUGGACUCAGGGGCUUACUACAAUUUGAAAAUGUAAGUUAUGGAAUUGAGCCCUUGGAGCCUUCAAUUGGUUUUGAACAUGUGAUUUAUCAAGUAAAACAUAGGAAUACAGGUGCUUCUUUAUAUGCUGAGAAGGAUAUUGAGUCAAGAGAAAAACCCUAUAAAAUACAAAGUGUAGAGCCACUUGCAGACUUCUCUCAGUAUAUAGAAAUGCAUGUUGUAGUUGAAAAAAAUUUAUAUAAUCGUAUGGGUUCUGAUACAACUGUUGUCACUCAAAAAAUUUUCCAGUUGAUUGGAUUGACCAAUGCUAUUUUUGAUUCAUUUAAUAUUACAGUAAUUCUAUCUUCAUUAGAGCUUUGGAUAGACGAAAAUAAAAUUCCGGUAACUGGAGAUGCCAAUGAAUUAUUACACAGAUUUUUAAAAUGGAAACGAUCUUAUCUUGUUUUGCGUCCACAUGAUGUGGCAUUUUUACUUGUUUACAGAGAAAAACCAAAUUAUGUUGGUGCAACCUUUCAAGGGAGGCUGUGUGAUAAAUACUAUGGAGGAGGUGUUGCUCUGCACCCCAGAACCAUAAGUCUGGAAUCACUUGCAGUUAUUAUAGCUCAAUUACUGAGCCUUAGUAUGGGAAUAACUUAUGAUGACAUCAACAAAUGCCACUGCCCAGGACCUGUCUGUGUAAUGAACCCAGAAGCAAUUCAUUCCAGUGGUGUGAAGAUCUUUAGUAACUGCAGCAUGGAAGAUUUUGCGCAUUUUCUUAAGUCAAAGUCCCAGUGUCUUCAAAACCAGCCGCGUUUAGAUCCAACAUUCAAAGUGGCAGUUUGCGGUAACGGAGAAGUCGAAGAAGGAGAACAAUGUGACUGUGGGAAUCAGGAGGCUUGUGCAGCUCUGCCAGACUCAUGCUGUAACCAAGCCACAUGCAGACUCAAUGUUGGGUCAGCUUGUGCUACUGGACCGUGCUGUGAUGCUUGUGCUUUUAUAGCAAAAGGACAAGUGUGUAGGGUUUCCACUGAUGAAUGUGAUCUCUCUGAAUAUUGCAAUGGUACAUCUGCAGCAUGUCAAGAAGACCUUUAUGUUCAGGAUGGGCAUCCAUGUGCAGAGAAUCAAUGGGUCUGUGUGAACGGAAGAUGUAUGAAUGGGAUAAAACAAUGUUCGGAAAUAUUUGGUGAAGGUUCAGGUUUUGGUACUCAAGAGUGUUUUGAUCAACUUAAUUCUAAGACUGAUCCAUCUGGGAACUGUGGCUCAACUGCUUCAGGGUACACACAGUGUAAUCCUAAGGACGUGCGAUGUGGAAAAUUACUGUGUACAUAUGAUAAAGGAAUUAUAAUUAAUAUUCCAAAUGCCACUGUUUUGUAUAGCAACAUAGAUGGACACACCUGCGUUGGACUGGAAUAUGCAUAUGAUGAUAAAGACAGCGGAAACAUGUGGGUAAAAGAUGGAACUGUUUGUGGUCUAAAUAAGGUUUGCAAGAAUAAGAAAUGUGUAGAUUCUUCAGUCUUGAAUUAUGACUGUACUCCAGAAAAAUGCCACAAUCAAGGUCUAUGUAAUAAUAAAAGGCACUGUCACUGUAACCCUACAUAUUUACCUCCAAAUUGCCAAGUUUCACUAGAGUCAUGGGAAGGUGGAAGUAUUGACAGUGGCAACUUUCCACCCUCAGUACCAGGCCUACCAGACCGUUUACCUGACAGGCGCUAUAUUGAGAAUUUUUACUAUUCCAAACCUAUGAGAUGGCCAUUUUUCUUACUCAUUCCUUUUUUCAUUAUUCUCUGUGUACUGAUUGCUACACUGGUAAAAGUUUAUUUCCAAAGAAAAAAAUGGAGAACUGAGGACUAUACAAGCGAUGAGCAACUGGAAAGUGAGAGUGGGACCAAAGACUAG
Messenger RNA from Balaenoptera musculus (blue whale), 2208 nucleotides. RefSeq names its product ADAM metallopeptidase domain 2 (gene ADAM2). The coding region runs from base 1 to 2208 and encodes 735 amino acids. Gene Ontology annotation, biological process: cell adhesion; binding of sperm to zona pellucida; proteolysis. Gene Ontology annotation, cellular component: plasma membrane. The transcript has 20 exons. Gene Ontology annotation, molecular function: metalloendopeptidase activity. The record is from RefSeq and is a predicted model, not a curated record. NCBI's taxonomy places the organism in Eukaryota, Metazoa, Chordata, Mammalia, Artiodactyla, Balaenopteridae.